Molecule: messenger RNA, 1584 nt
Organism: Dioscorea cayenensis subsp. rotundata (Guinea yam)
Lineage: Eukaryota; Viridiplantae; Streptophyta; Magnoliopsida; Dioscoreales; Dioscoreaceae
Product: heat shock 70 kDa protein 16-like
Exons: 3
Coding region: 52-1407 (451 amino acids)
Biological process (GO): protein folding
Cellular component (GO): cytosol; nucleus
Molecular function (GO): ATP-dependent protein folding chaperone; ATP binding
Source: RefSeq, a predicted model, not a curated record
UUCCGCUCUCCAUUCCCGCUCUCGCUUCCUCCUCCUACGACUUCAUCUCCGAUGAGCUCUCCGCCGAAAAUCGCCGGCGAUGAGAUGAUCACCGUCGGCUUCGACAUCGGCAACGGCACUUGCACAAUCUCCUCCGUACGACAAGGCUUCGUUGACAUCCUCCUCAUCGAUGAGCCCACUCUCAUCUCUUUCUCCGACAAGCAGCGUUUCAUCGGCUCCUCCGCCUCUUCUCUCCUCUACCCCUCCUCCACCUUCUCCGACAUCAAGGAUCUUCUCCUCUCCCAACCCCGGAGCCAACAUCGUGUUUCGUUUCUCAAGAAAGAAAUCACUCUUACCCCUGUUCAUCUUCUUGGGAUGUUGCUCUCUCGUCUAAAGCUCAUCGCCGAACGAUCACUAGGAGUCCCUGUCUCCGAUUGCGUCAUCUCCUUGCCCUCCUAUGCCGAUCAAUUUGGGCGUCGAGCUUAUCUCCAAGCGGCUAAGAUCGCAGGCUUGAAACCUCUUCGUCUGAUCCAUGACACGACGGCGACGGCGUUGGGAUACGGCAUCUACAAGACCGACUUCUCCGACGGCGAGAUCCUUGUCGUAUUCGUCGAUGUUGGCCAUUGCGACACCCAAGUCUCCGUCGUAGCCUUCGACAGUGGUGGUUUGCGUGUGCUCUCGCACACUGCCGAUCGCCGGCUCGGUGGGCGUGAUUUUGAUGAGAUUGCUUUCAAGUAUUUUAGCAAACAGUUUAAGGACAAGUACAAGAUCGAUGUUUCUUCGAAUGCGAAGGCUAGCAUUCAGUUGAAGGCAGAGUGCGAAAAGGUGAAGAAGGGCUUGCGCGCGUUCAUGAAUGUAUCGAUAGGCAUUGAACUCUUGAUGGACGACAAGCACCUGAAAGGGUUUAUCACGGGAGAGGAAUUCGAGAGGCUGGCAUAUGGGUUGCUGGAGAAGGUGCUGUUCCAGUGCAGGAAUGCUCUGUCAUACGCCCGCGUCGGGAUCCAUCAAGUGCAAUCUGUGGAGCUUGUUGGUUCUGCGUCAGGGAUCCCGGCGAUCACGAGGACUUUGUCUUUGUUCUUCGGCAAGAAAAUAAGCCGAACGCUCAACGCGAGCGAAUGUGUCGCCCGUGGUUGCGCGCUUCAGUGCGCCAUGCUUACCCCUGGGUUCAAAAUCAAGAACUAUCAGGUGCGUGACUGGUUGCCUCACUCUGUAGGUUUUGUGUUGGACUCUUUCUGGAUUCACAAGAAGUCACUGGUGCCCAAAGGAGAACUUUUUCCAACUGUUAAAGUUGUCAAUGUUCCUGUCCGAGGAGGCAUCUCCCAUUUGUUUGCGUCUUCCACUCACACUGAUGAGAAAGGACAGCCACUUGAUGGUUCUCAGAUAAUUGAUACAUUCUUUUCUGGCCCCGAUUCGGACGCCUCUUGGUAAGAAUGCAAUGGUCACAGUUAAAAUUCUUGUAGAUCUUCAUGGAAUUGUUUUUUUGGGCACACCAGCUUUCAGUAAGUGCAACUGUGAUUAUUACUUUUUAGAGGGGGUUUUAGCCCCAGUUUGUUAUUAAUAAGAAAAACUCUGAAUUGGCAUUCCUCAACUCAUUAGUGGUAUGCA